AUUAAAUUUAUGAGCAUGAUAAAUAAAAUUGAUGUACAUUAACAUUUCCUUUUCCGAGUGAAAAAAACAAGAAUUGUUCUAUAAAACCAAACGGGUUGGUUUUUUUUUACUUUCAUUUCCCAAAACAUGUCUUCGGAAAAUGAUAUCGAUGUGAUUGUAGCUAUUGAUUUUGGAACAACUUUUAGUGGGUUUGCAUUUGCGAAAAAAGCUAAACCCGAAGAAAUUAAUAUUAACAAUAUUCGCCUUAAUAAUAUUUGGUUGGGAAGAAGAGGGUUACCAAAAACAAAUACUGCUUUGUUAUAUUUUGAUGAAUUUUUAGAGCUCCAUAGAAAAUGGGGUGAACAAGCUCUUAUUUAUGAACCAUCUAAAAGAGUGGAUCAAGUUCAUUAUAUCAUUGAAAGAUUUAAAUUGUUGCUGGAUGAAGAUGCAAAAGAUAAUUGGCCCGUAUUACCGAAAAAUUUAGAUGCCAAGACAGUGAUUACUGAUUAUUUUGUUAAAAUGAAAGAAGUAAUCGAAGAAGUUUUAGACAGACGUUGCAAAGCUACUUUAUCUCAAGUAUUAUUUGUAUUGUCUGUUCCGGCAGAAUGGCCACCUCGUACUAGAGAUAUAUUACGAGAUUGUGUAUAUAAGGCAGGAUUACUUGAUGAAUCAAAGAGACAAUCAAAUCGACAUAGAUUAGAAUUUACAACUGAACCCGAAGCCGCAGCAAUAUAUUGUUUGUCAUGUGCUGGCGAGAACUUUUCGGUUGGCGAUACUUACCUUGUUGUAGACUGUGGGGGAGGAACUGUAGACUUAACGAUAAGAACUUUGCUACCAGAUAAAACAUUAGAGGAAGAAACUGUCAGGUCAGGUGGUCUUUGUGGUAGUACUUUUGUAGACCAAGAAUUCCUGAAGUUUUUACGCCUUACAGUUGGUUCAGAAGCUAUGGAUCAGUUUAAAGAAAAUCAUUAUGGAAGUUUACAAAAAUUGAUUUACAAGUUCUUUUGUCCAGAAGUUAAAUUACCUUUUGAUGGAGAAUCUGAUGAAUUUGAGUCAAUUGAAUUAGAUUUAGAAAAAUGGUGUCCAGCUCUAAUUCAAUAUAUUUCUAGGGAGACAAAAGAAAAGCUUAAAAAGGAGGAAUGGAUUAUUGACAUAAAAUCCGACGAUGUAAUGAGAAUGUUUGACCCAGCAGUUAAUGAUAUAAUUGACUUGAUCCAUGCACAAUUAGAACGUCUCCCAAAACAACGAAAAGUAAAGACAAUGUUUCUCGUAGGAGGUUUCAGUGAAUCAACUUAUUUAUUUAAACGAGUCAAAACCGUUUUUAAGAAUCGUAUUGAUAUUAACAAAAUAAUAAAUCCUCCUGAGCCAAUUGCUGCUAUUGUGAAAGGUGCUUGUUAUUAUGGAUUAAACAAGGAUAUAAUUAAGAUAAGGACUCUUAAGUGGUCUUACGGCAUAGAGAUUAAUGGCGAAUAUGAUUAUAAUGAUCCAAAGGAACUUCGACUUGAUGGCAAUAGAAUUUCAAGAUUUGAUGCCUUAGCGAAUCAGGGAGAUAAACUUGAAGUUAACAAGGAUAGUAAACCUAGAGAAUACAAACCUUUGAGCAGAAAUCAACUAGCAGUUACAUUCAUACUCCUAUAUGCAAAUUUUCCAAACCCUAAAUAUCCGAGUCAAAAAGGCGUGAAACCGUUAGGAAAGUUAACCAUCAACUUACCUUUAAAAGGUUAUGGUACGGAUCGUAUAAUAGAAUUUUUUAUAAAGUUUGCAGAGGAAGAACUUAAAGUAACGGCACGCAACAAAUCUGAUACAAAUGAAUCAUAUAGCGCUACUUUUAAUUAUCCUGAAGAUGAUUCAGUUUAAUAUACUUAUUUUCUAUUUAAUAUUUUAUUUAUUAAAUAAGUGUAUCUAUUUUUGCACUUAUAUCAGUUUACCAAA
Rhizophagus irregularis DAOM 181602=DAOM 197198 is the source of this 1911-nucleotide messenger RNA. RefSeq lists its product as uncharacterized. The record is from RefSeq and is a predicted model, not a curated record. NCBI's taxonomy places the organism in Eukaryota, Fungi, Glomeromycota, Glomeromycetes, Glomerales, Glomeraceae.